Molecule: messenger RNA, 3609 nt
Organism: Oncorhynchus mykiss (rainbow trout)
Lineage: Eukaryota; Metazoa; Chordata; Actinopteri; Salmoniformes; Salmonidae
Source: RefSeq, a predicted model, not a curated record
CUAUCUGUCGUUGGUGCAGGACAGUUGUAUGCAGCAGAGCCCAGAGUGACAUUGAGACCUGCGUCCAUUACUGAAUCUAUUAUUAGUUCAUCAUUAACUUAAUUCCUCUCAGUUCAACUCUAACUGUCUGCUCAGGAUGGCACAUGAUUGGCAGGGAGGUAGAAGUAGGAGUCACCACCGAUAUGAGGAAGAUGAUGAAGAACCCCAGCCAGUGUAUAUUGGUGUUCCGUUAACACACGGUUACAGUAAAAGGAGACGGCGUAAACACCGCUCCCAACGCGAGAAACAUCACACCCACCAUGAUCAACACACACAGCACGAACACACACACCAUGACCAUCACUAUGACAACCAGGAACACUAUGAAGAUGAGGAGGAGAUGGAACAACAUGACAUAUUUCACCCUGACUCCACAGUGUCCCCGGCGGCGGAGAGGCUGCGUUACAUCCUGGGUGAAGAUGAUGACUUGCCGACGCCCACUCUGUUCACAGAGAUGGACACACUGCAACACGAUGGAGACGAUAUGGAGUGGAAAGAGUCUGCUAGGUGGGUGAAGUUUGAGGAGAAGGUGGAGGAGGGAGGAGAGAGGUGGAGUAAGCCCCAUGUGUCCACCUUGACCCUCCACAGUCUGUUUGAGUUGAGGACCUGUAUACAGACUGGCAGUGUACUGCUGGAUCUGGAGGGAUACUCACUGCCAGAGAUAGUGGAUGACAUUGUGGAUCGCCAGGUAGCUGAUGGUCUGAUUGGUCCAGAGCUGAGGGAAAAGGUCAGCUUCGUGUUGCUACGGAAACAUCGCCACCAGCAUAAGAAACCCAUGCAUCGCUCACUAGCCGACAUGGGCAAAUCAAACAAUUGCCCCGCCAGCCGUAGUCCCCAGUCUGUUCAUAGUGCCAGCCGUACUAACUUCAGUCGUAGUCCUAGUUCAGCCUCUGGCCUCCAUCGUUCUACAGAAGACCUACGUGCCAAGUCAGGCAGCCUUGCCCGCCUGCAUCAUGCGCAAAGCCGAAGUAUGAACGAUAUUUCAGACACACCAAGCACAGACCAGCUGAAGAACAAGUUCAUGAAGAAGAUUCCUCGUGAUGCCGAGGCGUCUAACGUUCUGAUUGGAGAAGUGGACUUCCUGGACAAACCAUUUGUAGCGUUCGUACGUCUGGCCCAAGCUACCACACUGGGAGGCCUGACCGAGGUCCCCGUACCUACCAGGUUUCUGUUUGUCUUGCUUGGUCCUCAUGGCAAAGGCAAGUCCUACAACGAGAUUGGUCGAGCCAUUGCUACGCUCAUGGUGGAUGACUUGUUUAGUGAUGUGGCGUAUAAAGCCCGGGACCGUGAUGACCUGAUCGCUGGGAUUGAUGAGUUUCUGGAUGAGGUCAUCGUUCUGCCACCAGGGGAGUGGGACCCAAAAAUACGCAUCGAGCCCCCCAAGAAAGUCCCCUCUGCCGACAUGAGGAAGUCUGUGCUGAACCUGAACGAGCUGGGCCAGGUAAACGGGGCGGUCGGGGGGGCAGGAGGAGGAGAGGACGAGGAGAUGCCCGCCCCCCACGAGCUGGGAGAGGAACUGCAAUUCACUGGCAGGUUCUGUGGAGGCCUGUGGCUGGACAUUAAGAGGAAGGUUCCGUGGAUCCUUAGUGAUUUCUCCCAGGGAUUCCACAUCCAGUCCAUCUCUGCUGUGCUGUUCAUCUACCUGGGCUGCAUCACCAACGCCAUCACCUUCGGAGGCCUGCUGGGAGAUGCCACAGACAACUACCAGGGUGUGAUGGAGAGUUUCCUAGGUACAGCGUUAGCAGGUACAGUGUUCUGUCUAUUAGGAGGUCAACCUCUCAUCAUCCUCAGUUCCACUGGACCCAUCCUCAUCUUUGAGAAACUGCUCUACGAGUUCUGCAAGUCUAACACUAUAGAUUAUAUGGAGCUGCGUCUGUGGAUUGGUCUCCACUCCUGUCUGCAGUGUCUGAUCCUGGUCGCCACGGACGCCAGUUACAUCAUCAAAUACAUCACACGCUUCACUGAGGAGGGCUUCUCCAGCCUCAUCUCCUUCAUCUUCAUCUCUGAUGCCAUUAAGAAGAUGGUGGGAUCCUUCAAGUACUACCCUAUCAACCGUGGCUUCAAGCCUGACUACGUUACCUCAUACAAGUGUGAAUGUAUCGCACCAGACCAGGCCGCUGCAAUGGGUUUGAAUGUUUCAGUUCCACUAGCGGACGAUAACAUGACUGAUUUGUAUAACAUAACAGGUCUGGACUGGAGUCAGCUGAGUAAGAAGGAGUGUGUGAAGUAUGGCGGCGCCCUGUUGGGAAACACCUGUAAGUACGUCCCUGACCUGGCCCUCAUGUCCUUCAUCCUGUUCUUCGGGACCUACUCCAUGACCGUCUCACUCAAGAAGUUCAAGACCAGCCGGUACUUCCCCACCAUGUGCCGCUCCCUGAUUGGUGAAUUCUCGAUCAUCAUCUCAAUCCUGGUAUUCUGUGGGAUAGACUACCUGUUAGGGCUGGAGACGCCCAAACUGCACGUGCCCACUGAAAUCAAGCUGAGGAAGCUGAUCAGUGAUUUCUCCAUCUUCAUGUCAAUCAUGACGUUUGUGGGUCUGGAUAUGCUUGUAGGGCUGGACACACCCAAACUAAUCGUACCCACAGAGUUUAAGCCGACGCGUCCAGACCGUGGCUGGUUGGUGAUGCCGUUUGGUAAGAACCCGUGGUGGGUGUACGUGGCCAGCGCCGUUCCUGCUCUCCUGGUCACCAUCCUCAUCUUCAUGGACCAACAGAUCAGCGCUGUCAUCGUCAACCGCAAAGAGAACAAACUCAAGAAAGGUUGUGGGUACCAUCUGGACCUGUUCUGGGUGGGUAUUCUGAUGGCAGUGUGUUCCUUCCUGGGCCUGCCCUGGUACGUGGCUGCCACUGUCAUCUCCAUCGCCCACAUCGACUCUCUGAAGAUGGAGAGUGAGUCCAGCGCCCCAGGAGAGCAGCCCCAGUUCCUGGGAGUCAGGGAACAGAGGUUGACGGGUAUUCUGGUGUUUGUCCUAAAUGGAGUCUCUAUCUUCCUGGCUCCUGUCCUGCAGUACAUCCCCAUGCCUGUUCUCUACGGUGUCUUCCUUUACAUGGGAGUGGCCUCACUUGCUGGAAUACAGUUCUGGGAGCGUAUAAAGCUGUACCUGAUGCCAGCCAAGCACCAGCCAGACUUCUCCUUCCUGCGUCAUGUUCCUCUGAGGAGGGUUCACCUGUUCACCCUGGUCCAGAUCAUCUGUCUGGCUGUCCUCUGGAUCCUCAAGUCUACUGUCGCUGCCAUCAUAUUCCCUGUCAUGAUCCUGGGUCUGAUGGUGGUGCGUAAGAUGAUGGACCUGAUAUUCUCUCAACAUGACCUGGCCUGGCUGGACGACAUCCUGCCAGAGAAAGACAAGAAGAAGGAGAAAGGGGGGAAGAAAAAGAAAGACAACAAAAAGACCAAAGCAGCAGCAGAGACGGAGAGCGACGAGGAGUGUUGCUGAAAAGGCACUGUAUAACACUUACUACUGUCUGUCUCGACGUCUGUCUGUCUGUCUCGACGUCUGUCUGUCUGUCUGUCUGUCUGUCUGUCUGUCUGUCUGUCUGUCUGUCUGUCUGUCUGUCUGUCUGUCUGGGCAUC